Colletotrichum spaethianum is the source of this 315-nucleotide messenger RNA. RefSeq lists its product as uncharacterized. Lineage: Eukaryota; Fungi; Ascomycota; Sordariomycetes; Glomerellales; Glomerellaceae. The transcript has a single exon. Bases 1 to 315 code for a protein of 104 amino acids. The record is from RefSeq and is a predicted model, not a curated record.
AUGUCCAUUGAACCCAGCUCCCGCCGACGCCGCCCUACCAACAACGUGCCGUGCGUUCCCACCAUUUCCCGCACUCUUCUCCACCUCGUCCAUCCGGCUACGCAUUCGGCACAGUCGAUUCGCUGGGCGUCUCGUAGCGGCGGCGACGGCGGCCGGGCGGCGGCGACUACCCACUCGUCCAAGGACCAGGUCUACCAUACGCUACCACACCCACCCACCGUGUACCGCCACGAGCAAGACCAGAUCGUGGUCGAUGACCUACCCUCCCGUGUGGAUGGCGCGGAGACUCGACAGAUCCAAGUCCAGACCUCCUGA